This is a messenger RNA of Colletotrichum siamense, 1488 nucleotides long. Its product is annotated as putative transporter. Gene Ontology annotation, biological process: transmembrane transport. The transcript is spliced from 4 exons. Lineage: Eukaryota; Fungi; Ascomycota; Sordariomycetes; Glomerellales; Glomerellaceae. Gene Ontology annotation, cellular component: membrane. The coding region runs from base 1 to 1488 and encodes 495 amino acids. The record is from RefSeq and is a predicted model, not a curated record. Gene Ontology annotation, molecular function: transmembrane transporter activity.
AUGGCGAAAGACGUCGACGAGACUAGAGUCCUACAACGCGUACACGCCGAAGCGUCUGCGACUACAGAUGCGGAAACUGCCAAGGCAGACGAGCACGAGAUGGCGAUUCCAGUCAUUGACGACGCCUGGUUGGCUGUAGAGAAACGUCUUCGUCGCAAGCUCGACCUCACUCUCAUGCCCAUCAUUUGGGUCUUAUAUUUAUUCAACUAUCUUGAUAGAAACAACAUCGCCCAAGCAAAGCUUGACACUUUUGAGGCUGAUUUAGGACUCAAAGGCGAGAACUUCAAUACAGCAGUUUCCAUUCUCAACGUCGGAUACAUGCUCAUGCAGCUGCCGAGCAACAUGCUCCUUACCCGAGUGCGACCAUCUCUCUAUAUCCCAUUCUGGGUGUGCGCAUGGUCUUGCAUAUCAGCCUCAACCGCCGCAACUCAUAGCUAUUCCGGGCUUAUUGCCGUGCGGUUCUUUCUCGGAGUGAGCGAGGCACCCUUUGGGCCUGGUGCGUUUUUCCUGCUCUCGUGCUGGUACACCAGGAAAGAACUAGCUCUCCGCACAGCGAUCCUGUAUUCAGGUAUCAGCUUGGCUACAAGCUUCUCAGGAUUGCUCGCAGCUGGUAUCUACUCAGGCCUGACUGGGGUUCAUGGGGUGAGUGGUUGGCGGUGGCUUUUCAUCAUUGAAGGGGUCGCAAGCUUCGGUUUCGGAGUUAUGGCAAUGUUCCUUCUACCAGACUUCCCAGCGUCAGAAUCUGGCUCGGCAACGUGGCUUUUGACGAAGGAAGAACGACAAGUGGCGAUUGAGAGAAUGGCGAGGGAUCAAGUUUCAAACCAAGAGUCAAAUAAUUCGCUAUGGUACGGGCUCCAAACUGCAGUCAAGGACUACCGAGUUUGGGUAUUCGCAUUCAUUCUCUGCUGCAACCACACUGCGUAUGGAUUCAACAACUUCUACCCGACCAUCGUCAAGGGCUUCAAUCUCGGAAGCAGGACAGUCACUCUUCUUUGCACAGCUCCGCCGUAUUUAGUUGGUGCUAUAUUCUCUUUGCUUGUAGCGUACUCGAGCGACAUUCGGAACGAGCGCGGUUGGCACAUCAGCCUUCCAAUGAUGAUGUCUGCUGUCGGGUUCAUCAUCUCCGCUGCUACUCUGAACGUUCCGGCCCGAUACUUUGCAUCAUUCCUUUACAUAUCGGGAGCCUUCUCAGGAAACGCGAUCCUUUUUGGUUGGGCAGCGUCCUCCGUUAGCCAGACACCUGAGAAGAGAGCUUGCGCGACCGCGAUCAUCAAUAUUUUUGGUCAAUUUGGCAAUAUUUGGAGCCCAUACUUCUUUUCGCCCGGGGAUGCUCCACGUUAUGUCAAGGCUAUGAUACUCAUGGUCGCGUUCUCACUCGCAAGCGUACUGGGCUGCAUGCUGAUGAAGUGGACUCUGAGACGGGACAACAAAAAGCUUCUAGAAAGAUUCGCCGGCUCGGGCACAUCUCCGAACCUGUACACCCUCUGA